CUUAAUUGCUUUUGCUUCCUCUCAAAGCCACGUCAGACUUCACACCACACGUUCCCAUAAUUUAUAUAACCUUGCACACAAAGCAACGUUACAAAUUAGACUCGGUUAAACAAUAUUAUUUCAAUAAAACGCUGAAAUGGAAAACGUGCACUUCUAGUUGAAUAAAUUUCUUUGUAAUAAGUCAACAACGUGGAGGGCAAGGUUGUCAUUAAGCCCCCCUAUAUAAAGCCCUUCGAGGUCUGAAGAGCCGUAGAUUAAUUAUUGUGCUCAUCAUCAAUAGCUAGCCGCCUUGGAUGGACGCCGGACAAGUCAUAGAGCUAUACGAUUCAAGCUGGUUCGAGAAGCAAAUCUUCUCAAAGCUCCCGGUUUUGCCAAGUUCAUCAAAUUUGGGAUCAAUCCCAGAUCAAGAAAACCAAGAAGAAACUCCAAAAUAUGAGAUUUCUAGGACUCCAUCGCUUCAUAGGAGGUCCGUGAGUCAUGAUCAAUUAAGCACCAGCUUGACAAGCUUCAACUCUGGCUCUUUCUCCCCUGACUCUAUCAUCCGCGCGCCAAAGCUCAACACAAUCCUCUCGGGCAAAGCAAUCACAGAAGAAGAUUAUAAAUCUGCAGCGACACAGAGAUUACAUAUUCAAGUAGGAUCACCUCAUAAGAAGAAGAAGAAUGAUUAUUCCACAAGUAGGAGAAACAAGGGUACAAGCAAGAGCUUGUCAGAUUUGGAAUUUGAGGAGCUAAAAGGGUUUAUGGAUCUGGGUUUUGUGUUCUCAGAAGAGGACAAAGAUUCAAGAUUGGCUUCAAUCAUUCCUGGAUUGCAAAGAAUGGGAAAGCAAGAAGACGAGGAAGAAAAAGAUAGUGGCGUUGACCAGUCAAAGGUGUCAAGGCCUUAUCUUUCUGAGGCGUGGGAGGUUCUGGAUAGGAGAAGAAAGGCAGAGAAGCUGCCGUGGAUUGAAUGGAAGAUUCCUAUUGCUGGUAAUGAGAUUGAUAUGAAAGAUAACCUUAGAUUGUGGGCUCACUCUGUUGCCUCCACCGUUAGAUGAUGAUGAUGAAUGAUGGUCCAAGUCCAAAGUUCUUGUUUCUACCUCUGAUUUUUUGCUUUGGACAUUUUUAAAUUUUGAUUCUUGUACAUAUAUAUUCAUCUCUAUAGUAAAAAACAAACAACUUACAUUGUGAGAUUAGCUCAUGGCGUAUUAUUGUUUGUGAACUUUCCAAGCAGGGAAGUUUCGAGCUAGAAUCUUGCGAGCUUCGACUAGAAGACAAGACCUUUCAAAUAGCCUAAUUAGCAAUUGCAUCCGGAUGCUGCCCAACAUAGAUUACUAUUGGAGUACUGUCUCCUUCAACCACGAGCGAUAGAUUAAAUAGAAUAUGCAAAAGGUCGAAACCUUUUUCUUUUUUUGUCAUAAACAAAUACAGUGUUUUAUGUAAAGAGGAAAAAAAAAAGGGGAGAGUUUGGGACGUGAUCAUUAUUAAAAUAUUAGGUAGCCACUUUACAUAGUUUGUUGAUAAAUUAUUCGAUGGUCCUAAUACAAGAUGUU
Tripterygium wilfordii is the source of this 1529-nucleotide messenger RNA. RefSeq lists its product as uncharacterized. Bases 294 to 1034 code for a protein of 246 amino acids. The record is from RefSeq and is a predicted model, not a curated record. Lineage: Eukaryota; Viridiplantae; Streptophyta; Magnoliopsida; Celastrales; Celastraceae. The transcript has a single exon.